CACAUUUAAUUACAUAUCCUCAAAAUGAAGCAUAUUUCAAAUGAUCUUUUCUAUAACUCUAAAAGUGGCCUUAGGGUACCUAUGAUUAGUUACUAGGUUGGCACAUCUUUGUACUUUAAUGUACUAAGUUUGUAGAGAUUGUUAAAAUAGAUUGCCAGAUAGAUCUGAAUGACAAAAUUAGUGGUUAUAUAAAAUAUUGUGAUAGGAAGGCUUUAGACGUAAGAAAUUGCAUUUAUUCUCUUGAGUAACUUUGUUGAAGAAAAAUAGUAAUCAGUUGGAUAUAUAAAUUCUAACAGAUUUAUUGGGAAAAAAUAGUUGAAGUGAAUGAGAUGGUUUUGUGGGUAAGAACACUUGACCUGUAAGCCUGAGGACCUAGGUUUAAAUUCCCUGUACCCAUGUACAAAACUGAGCAUGGCUACAUGUACCUAUACCUCUAGAUUAGAAAGUGGAGACAGGUGAAUGCCUAGAGCUGGGUGGCCAGCUAGUCAAAAAAGUGAGGUUCCCAUUCAGCAUUCAGUGAAAAACCUUAUCUCAAGACAGGUGGAGAUCAGUAAAGAAAAAUAUGUCCUGCUCUGGCCUCUGUGUGUGCACACAGGUGUGCAUACCCACACAAUCCUGACAAGACAGUGUCUAAAAAACUGUCACAGCACUUAAUAAUUACUGGUACACACCAAUGGCAUUAUAUCAUGAACUUCCGAAGUAUCAGUGUCUGCAGCCCUGGAGUUCAGUCAUAACGGCUCUUGUUUUGUGAGAACCAGAUUCAGCACUGAAACAUUUGGGUUUUACAUACAGAAUUCGAUGAUUGUGUUUCCCAUACAACAAUAGCAUACUGGAAAUGAAGAGGUGGGAAGUCAGGAUGGAAACAUUUUUGGCUACAACUGGACCAGAGACUGCAAAAUGCACUCUUCAUAUUAUUGUUAAGAUAGAAGCUGCUGCUGUGUACCCCAGAGCAGUGCUGUUCAAAAUCUGUAUGUGAAUGUCAUGUGGAGACUGCGUUAGUGUCUGGAGUGGUUGUAAGCUUCCUCAUCUCUACAGUGCUCGGAAGUAAUGUGGGCCUACGAUCAGGUAAUGAUGUUAAGAUGGCAGCAGAGUACCUUUCUGUAGAACAGUUCUGCUGCUUAUCAGUAGCUCUGGAGGGUGUCACUGAUUUGCACACAGCUCAUUAUACUGUUUCAGUGACCUUACAGUUUCCGAAGGGAACAGGUUUGUUUGUUUACUAAGGUAGCUGGACAUACACAAAAGCUUUCUAUUUUUAAAAACUCAAUGAUGUAAAGGGCAUAAGCUAAUCAAUUUCACUUAGUUGAACCUAUGGGCUCAGUGUGUGCUUGCAUAAAACCUAAUAAAAUCAUUAGCAAUUCAAAAUUCAAGAUAAAUGAUCUUACAUUAACUACAUGUUUCAAAUAGCAUGCGACUCCCUCUCUUGCUGGGUUUUGUUUUAACAUGGAAAUUGUGUGAUUUCUAUAGUAACCGCAUAUUAGGAAAUGAAAGAUACAUCAAAAAUGAGAAGAAAAAAAUCACCCCAGUGUAAGACAAUAAUGUAAUAUUCUAAUAUAGUCCUGAAAGAAAAAAAUAUAUUUUCUGUAUAUGUGUAUGUGUUCAUGUAUGUGGGUGUACUUGCACAUAUGUAUAGAGAAUCCUGUUCCACCUAGCUUUUAAGUGCAUGAGAGAGAGGGUAGAACUCAGGUCCUCACGUGUUGAGUGAUGAACACCUUACUGAUUGAGCCAGCUCUCCUGCUGUUUUCUGCUUCUUAAAACUCCUGUGGCAUCAUAUCUCCAAAUUCACAUGAGCUCCCCUUAGCUUUAAAUCAGGAGUGUCAACCUUUUGAUUGCCAUCUGCAAACAUGUUGGGUUCUGUUCAUAGCUGUCCUGGAAUGAGAGCAGCCUAUGGGCCACAGGUUGAACACACCUGCUUUAAAAUAGUGUGUGGAAACAGAUCUGGUGGUGGUGAAAAGAUCCUGGGUAUUCUAUCAUUUCUUGUUUCACUGCAGCCGGAGAAAAUAGUCUGCUUUCAAUGCUGUAGAGUUAUUGAGACAACUCAGCUUACAUCUUUUAAAAAUAUUUAAGGUGAGUGAUCACCUGUGAGUGCAGGUGUGAGUGCUCACCUGUGUGCACUCACCUGUAUACAGAUGUGUGUAUCUUUGAAGCUAAAAGAAGGCAUCCAAUCCACCGGAGUUGGAGCUGUAGGCAUUUGCAGGAAGAUCAGCUUGUUAUGUGGGUGCUGGGAUCCAAACUCCAGUCUUCAUAAUUGCACAGCCAACAUUCAACCAGUGAGUCAACUGUCCAGCCCAUAAUUGGCUUUUAUUAUUUAGUUUUGUAGGGUUGAACUCAGACCUGGAAAGAAAUGUUUUGCAAGUUCAGAGUCCUGCAGUAGUUGCAUUGACUUUUCUUAAAUUAGUGGUCAGAUAAAAUCAAAUAUUGGCAGUAGAGUUUUAAACAAACAAGAGGUCAGGGAGAUGAUUCAGCAGAUAACAGCACUUGUCACCAAGCCUGAGGACCUUAGGUCAUUGUCCUUUUAUGGGCCCUGGUGCAUGCGAGUGUGCAUUUACACACACACACCCCAGACAUCAUAUAUGUAUACACAUGAAUAUAUUGUAUGUAAUUCAUAUUAUAUAAAACAUACAUAUUUAAAAACUAAAGAAAACUCUGAAAACAAAGCAGAAAGGAAGGAGAAAAAGGGCUAGGUUCCCUACUAUGUACUUAAUAGGUAACCAGAGUAGGAACAGGGUCGGUGCAGCAGCAGGUAAGCUGAUGGAUGCCCUUUGCUCGGUGACCUAAUGUGAACUAAUGUCAAAAGCAUUUGAGGCUCGGUCCUGGGCAACUGGGAUUGUGCUUUUCCCUUUACUACUGGAAAAGCAGAUUCAAAUAGGGAAAAGAACAUUAGUUGGUUUGUAAUCAAAGCUGUUUGCUUUGAGUUGAUUGGAAAUACGUAAGAAAUCUUAAUCCUAAAUUAAAAAUAAAAGUCUUGUUUUUUGGUUUUUUUUCCUCCAGUGUUUGACAUUGAGUGGUUUCCAAGGUCAAAUACUCCUUUUGCUCCUCCCAUAUUCUUGGAGAGCUCAGAAGUUCCCAGAGGUGCUAGCAGUACAGUGCUUUUUCAGUCAGAUUUUGCUUAGAAAGGAUGUCAUUCGGGACCUGUGAUCACUGGAUGUUUUUAAAGGACAUGAAAGACUAUCAGAAGUCGCUUCACUCCCUUUGUGCUAUCAUAAUCCCAUGAGUAACUCACCCUUUGUUGACACUUUUCUAGAUGUGGUAGUGUGUGUGUGGUGGGGGGGAAGCUUUUAGUCUGGAACACUAACCUGCACUAUUUAUGUUUUAUUUAAUCUUUGUAAAUUCAAUGUCAGCCUGGUCUAUAGAGCAAGUUCCAAGACAGCCAGAGCUACACAGAGAAACCCUGUCUCAAAAAAACCAAAAGAGAUAGAGAUAGAGAUGAAAGAGAUAGAUAGAGGGGGGAUUUUCUUUUAAGGUUAGGAUGAUAAUAUGUUAGAAUUAAACUGAAAAUACUUGAAGUGGAAACUCAACAAUGAGUCAGUUUUUCUUGCUUGGAUACACUGGCUGACAAGUGAAAUCUAAGAGGAGCCUAGUGGAUGAUGCUAAUGCAGAGAAGGAAUUCUACAUUUUGAAACAGGGCUGCACCUAAUCUUAAGUGACUCACUGGGAAAUUUCUUACUGAUCAGUUUGACAGAGUUGGAGAUACAGAUUCUAUUGCUGACUGCACUCUUCAUUCCUAUAUGAUCUUAAGUAUUCCAAUUCUGGGAGGUUGUAAUGAGGCAAAUAGAGAUUUUUAUCCUGAGCACUUCUUUAUAUAGGCUGAUUGUCCACAUUUAUUCAUAUCCAUCUGCCCCACCUCUAUGUAUGUGUAAAAGGACCACCCUUAGCCAACCAUUCAUUGCAUAUCUUCUAACCCCUCAAAAUAAAUUAAUUACUGUUGUGUUGUUACAUCAAAAAUGAGCUUUGGGAGGAAGCCCAGAUAAGGCACAAAGCAAACUCCCUUCCAGUAUUAGGGUUGUCUAGAGUAAUCGAACUUAUGGAAUGAAUCUCUCUAUAUAAAUAAAGGGGAUUUAUUGGAAUGAUUUACAGGCAGCUGUCCAGCUAAUCAAACAACGGAUGGAUGUCCAAGAAUCCAGUAGUUGCUCACUCCACAUGGCUGAAUGUCUCAACUGCUCUUCCAUAUAUGCUGGGAUCCUGAAGAAAUAUGCUCUAAUGCUAGUGGAGAAAUGGAUGUCCUAGAUGAGGGCAAGCAGUCAAAGAGCAAAAGCUUCCUUCUUCUAUGUCUUUAUAUAGGCUUCCAGGAGAAGGUCUGGCCCAGAUUAAAGGUGUGCCUUCCCACCUCAAAAUUUGAAUUAAGUGUAUGUGUCUUCCUGAACCUCAUGAUCCUGAUCAAAGGUGUGUGCCUUCCUACCUCAAAGGUCCGACUAGAAGUAGAUUCACCCACUUCAAACCAAGCAAAAAGUCCCUCACAGGUGUGCCCUCCAUUCCUGGAUUGUAGUUUAUUCCAGAUGUAGUCAAGUUGACAACCAAGAAUAGUCAUCACAUCUCCCUUCAACCACCUUAUUUCUUUUUCUCAUUUUUGUUUUUAUUUUAUGUGUAUGGGUGUUAGCCUGCAUGCAUGUCUGUGUAGCACUUGUGUGCCUGGUGCUGUGGACAUCAGAUCCUCUGGAACUGAAGUUACAGAGAGUUGUGAGUCACCAUGUGAGUGCUAGGAAUCUUUCCCUGGAAGAACAGCCAGUGUUCCUGACCAUGGAACCAUCUCUUUAGCCCCAUAAUGCAAUUUUAGAUAUAAUUGUGUUGAGAUUUCCCAUCGUGGUCACUAUUUUCCAUUCAUCUGACUUAUCAUUUGCUCUCUUAUUCCCCUACUGUGGCAGAUUUUAUUUCCAAAGGAUUGCAGAAGGCAGUACAAAUAUAAGAAGAAGUGUUGUGGAAUAUUACUUGAAUUAUGUAAAGAUGUGUUGCAUUUGCUUAUGUUAUGGAAUAUUUAACUGUGUAAAGAUGUGUUACAUUUGUUUAUGCUGCAUUUGUUUAAUUCUGUAAAGAGGUGUUGCUGUUUCACCUUGCCUGCCUAAGGCACCUGAUUGUUCUAACAAAAGCUGAAUGGCCAAUAGCUAGGCAGAGGAGGGAUACAUAGGCUGGCAGGCAGAGAGAAUAAGUAGGAGGAAGAACCUCUGCUCAAGAAAAGAGAAGGAGGGAGAAAGAGAGGGAGAUGCCCAGUGCCAGCCAGCCAGGUAGCCGCCAGACAGACAGACAAGGAGGAAAGUAGGAUAUAUAGAAUGAAAGAAAGGUAAAAAGCCCUGAGGCAAAAUGUAGAUGAAGAGAAACAGGUUAAAAUAAGUUAUAAGAGCUAGUGGGACAAGCCUAAGCUAAGGCCGAGCAUUCAUAACUAAUAAUAAGUCUCCAUGUCAUGAUUUGGGGGCUGGCGGUCUGAGAAAGCCUGCUACGCAAAACGGCAUACAUAUAUCCCAUACCCUCAUCGCUUUCCCCGGUUGAUAGUUACCUCACUGUCGAAGUCUCUGCCCUCCCCACUUGAAUUCUAAUGGAGGCUUAUGCCUUCUCUGACAAAUAUGACAUGGCAGAGGUUAGAGCUUACAGCUGCUUCUAUCUCUUGCCCUUCUAGCUAUGAUGUGAGAAAAUCCAAACAGGCUCAUGCAGAAAGACCACAAAGAGGCUCACAUAUCCCAGAAGUGGUGUCUCCAGCUCUGUAUUGACUCCAGGACACAGGCAAGAGUGAAUCCUAGAUGAUUUUACUCCCUUGCCCUUGAGACUUGUGUUUGAAAUAGCAUACUGCGCUACAGAGACAGUUCCUUUUGUUGUUGUUUGGCUCUUUUGUUUUUCUUAGACAGAAUCUCCCUGUGGAGCCCAGGCUAGCUUUGGCUUCACUCCUGCCUCAGUCUCCCUAGUGCUGGGUGCACAGAAGCUCACAGCCACAUCCCAGCAAAGCAGAUGGUGUCAGAGGAGAGUCGCAAUGAAAGACACAAGCUUGUUGGGGCCUUUCCACAGUAGCGGCCCUCCUGCUUUUAUUUUCAGGAAUUUUAGCUUAGGCUUUUAUCCAAAGUCCAAAUUCCAAGGUCUUCUUAGGCACCUCUCUGUUUAGCCAGCAUUGAGGAGUGACAUAGAAAGAUAUGUUCCCCAGCUCUGAUUGGAUAGGCUGCAUUUUUUAAGCUCCUACAGUAUCUGCCACGUUGUCAGAGCCUUGGAUUGAGAGUUAGGGAGAAGUCCUGUGCAUCGGUGCUGAUCUUCCUCCCCUGAACACCUCCAUUUCAGGACAUUGCUGUACCGCCACUGUAAGUGAUUGCUGGCUGUAUCCUUCUCUAUGUCACUUGCUCCGUAAUAAUCACACUGACAUCUGGCAGUUCUCAUAUCUAUUAUCUCCUAGCUCAUUGGGCUCUUGCUAAGUACUGUAAAUUAGUGUUAUCUACCUGCAGAAAGCCUCAUGUUAUUUGAAAAACAGUGAUAUAUAAGAAGCAUAUUUAUCACAUUUCUACCUAUUGGCCAUACUUCUUAUAUAACCUUCAUAAAACAGUUACUUUUAUUUUGAACAGCCUAUAGACUUUUAACUAUGUUUAGGCUCACAUAUGUAUCUAUGUAUAGGUGAUGAAAUUUGGAAAAGGGCUUUUAUAUUUACCCAGAUAAUAAAUGUGUUCUUGCUCUUCUUCAUUUCUCAGAUGCAUUAAGUUGUCUCCCUGGAAUAACAUCCCUUACAUAGUGCAUUUCUUGAAAUACAAUUUACUGCAGAUGUAUUUUCUCCUUUUCUCCCUGGAAAUUUCUUUCUUUUGCCUCUGUUUUUGAUGUGUAAUUUGAUAUUUGUUAGGUAAGGAGUUUCAGGCAUUUUGCUUUGUUUAUUUCUUUUCUCUUUCCUUUGGAGCACUGAGGGUUUAUUGUCUCCUGCUUGUUACUUUACGUUUGUUCUUUUCCUCUGUAACAUUGCCACUUUUCUCUGGCUAUAUUAACACUUGCUGUGGGUGUUAUCAGUUUGACGAUAAUGACAGCUGAGAUUUAGCUGUUUUUGUCCCUGUAUUUGUUACAUUUCUUGUGACUGUAUCAUGGUGCUUUUCAAUGAAUUGAGGAAAAUUCAGCCCUCGAUUUUUUUUUAAUAAGCAUUCUUCCUGUGCCUAUCUCUAACAUGCCUUUCUAAGGUGCCAAUUAUUAAAGAAUUUAUACUAUAUAUUAAACCAUAUAUAUUAAAAUAUUUUCCCAUGUCUCCAGUGCUCUCAUCUUUUAUCUUGAUUUUUCUCUCUGUGGUUUAGUUUGAGCUGUUCUUGUGUCUGUUGGUUCCUUUCUACUUGACGUCUGAUAAUCCCAACAUCUGGACUACUUCUCUUUCUAUUAUAGUGAUUCUCUCCUCUUGUAAUCAUGAGUCUUUAUAACUUUUAUGUAUAAUAAUAAAAAAUGGAUCCUGGAUGACUUGUAUGAAAAUAACAUCUGAAAAAAAAAAAAGAGGGCCAGUGAUAUUGCUCAGUGAGUAAAAUCACUUGCUGACUCAUGGUGGAAGAAGACAGUCAACACCCAUCAGUUCUCUCUGUCUCUGUCUCUGUCUCUGUCUCUGUCUCUGUCUCUCUCUCUCUCUCUCUCUCUCACACACACACACACACACACACACACACACACACACACAUGCACGCACAUGCACACGCACACACACACAGACACGCACAUGCACACACAUACACAAUAAAUGUAAUAUUCUCUUGGGGCUUGGGGCUAAUCACUCUGAUCUGAGCCAAGUGUGAGUUGGGUCUGGGACCUGUGGCAGGCUUACUGAGUUAAGGGCACCACUGAGUUCAGUUUCGGAUGCUGGGGUGAAGCCCUUUCUCAUCAGAAGAGCCUGGAUUCUCAGCCUUCAUGAACUCCGUGGGAAGAUCUUUGGCUUUAACAGCUGUUUGCUAGCCUUUUAAACUGAGAAUUCCUGAUUUGGAGCCCUGGAAGAAGGGUCACUAGGGAAUUUGCAUGGCUCUGUGGUAGUACUCCUGGCUUCCUUAGCAUAGGAAACUUGCUUUGCUCCCCUGCCUUCAUCCUGUGGAGGGCAGCUGCCGUAUAUUAAGUGGAGGCUUGAAAGCCUCCCAUGGAUUCAUCUCAGUAUGUGUCCCUGCAGCCAACCUUGGAUGCACUGUCAGGCUCUGGUGAUGUCCUGUAGAUAAGGAUGAGUGGAAACAUGCUCUGGAGUGAGAGUUUCUCAGAGUUCUACCUCAGCACCCAUCAAAAGUAGGCACCCCUUUUCUCUUACUUCUCAUAUCUCUCUGUGGGGUUCCUUCCUGCUGUCUUAUCAUAAGUGAGUAGCAGAGUAGGUGGGACAUUUUCUUGCCUCUCAGGAAUAGCUGUUUUGUCACAUGCUGGAGUUUGACUCAUUUAGAUGGGUGGCAUCUUCAGCAAAAUGAGUUAAAAUGAAAACAGCAUGACAACCAGAUAAAUCGAACAAUCUAAUGAUAGUUUUGGUUUGUUAGGAAGAGUGGUCACUCUUGUGUUAACACUUAAGGGCAAGAUGAUGCACAUUUCAGCAAGACGUCUACGUAUGUGAAGGCCUUACAUCUGUAUAAGUCCUAAAAUCAAAGUGAUAGUUACCUUUCUUUUCUCUAAGACUGAACACACAUGUCCCCAUGGAAGAGAUUAGUUAGUGGUGCUCUCUAUUCUUUAUGGGGAGCUGUUCAGUCAAUCAGCAUGUUUUACCCUCACGUCUCAAUCCUGUUUUUUCCAGACUUGUGCAUGGGGACAGAUUGAGAUAUCCUCCUUGAUGUCCUGAUAUCAUUCACGUGAAGUUGGAGUGCUGCUUAAACUUGGAGCAUUUACCCGCAUGCUCUCUAGCUUCUAGAAACCUAUUAAAAUCUCUCGGGUGUCUUACGCUACAAAAUUAUCACAAUAUAUAUGCAGCAAAUCAAUGGGGAGUUAAAACUGAAUCCUAAGAGGUCUGACUCCUCAUCUCUUCCAUUACCCACUAACCUUCUUGCCACUGUAUUUCAUUUCUGUUUCUGUUUUGAGGUUUUGGUGAAGAUAUUCCUGAAGAGUUGUUCAAGGUUCCCACUGCCCAGAUGGCCAAGCUGACAGCCACUCCUCUCAGUGCCCUUGUCGAUGAGCCUGUGCACAUCCGAGUCACAGGCCUGACGCCCUUCCAGGUGGUGUGCCUUCAGGCAUCACUGAGAGAUGAGAAGGGCAAUCUGUUUGGUUCUCAGGCGUACUACAAGGCCAGUGAAGUGGGGGAGGUGGAUCUGGAGCGUGAUCCCUCACUUGGAGGAGACUACAUGGGUGUCCACCCCAUGGGUCUUCUGUGGUCCUUGAAACCCGAAAAGCUGUUGAGUCGACUGGCAAAAAGAGAUGUGAUGAAUAGCCCCUACCAGGUCCACAUAGAACUCCGCAGUCCACACUUUCCAAUAAAAGGUGUAACUAUCGGCCCGCCCAUGGAUAGCCUGACUUUGGAAAGAUGGUAUGUAGCGCCUGGUGUCACAAGGAUCCUGGUAAAGGAAGGCCGCCUCCGGGGAGCCCUCUUUCUGCCUCCAGGAGAAGGCCCUUUCCCAGGGGUCAUUGACUUGUUUGGGAGCACUGGCGGACUGAUUGAAUUCCGGGCCAGUCUUCUGGCCAGUCAUGGCUUUGCAGCCUUUGCUCUGGCUUACUGGGGCUAUGAUGACCUGCCCUCUUACCUGGAGAAGAUAGAUCUAGAGUAUUUUGAAGAAGCUGCAGAGUUUCUCCUGAGACAUCCUAAGGUCUUGGGCCCAGGUGUUGGCAUCGUUUCUGUGUGCAAAGGAGCAGAAGUUGGACUCUCUAUGGCUAUUAACCUAAAACAAAUAAAAGCCACUGUACUUAUCAAUGGGCCUAAUUUUGUUACCAGUGAUCCACAUGAAUAUCAUGGUCGAGUCGACCGGCCCGUACCAUGCAAUAUAGAAUUUGUAACCACCAAUGCCUUGGGCCUUGUAGAAUUUUAUCGAGCCUAUGAGGAAACUGCAGACAAGGAUAGCAAAUAUUGCUUUCCCAUUGAAAAAGCUGAGGGACAUUUCCUUUUUGUGGUGGGAGAAGAUGAUAAGAAUCUCAACAGCAAAGUACAUGCUCAUCAAGCCACAGCACAGCUGAUAAAAAGUGGGAAGAAGAAUUGGACUCUGCUGUCUUACCCUGGGGCAGGUCACCUGAUUGAGCCUCCCUACUCCCCAUUGUGCUGUGCCUCAAGGAUCCCCUAUGUGAUCCCAAGCAUCAGCUGGGGCGGAGAGGUUAUCUCACAUGCAGCUGCACAGGAGCAUUCUUGGAAGGAGAUACAAAAAUUUCUCAGGAAUCAUCUCCUUCCAGAUAUUAGCAGCCAGCUCUGAGUGUACUUGAUGAUAUUACUGGGAAGUAGAACUGUUCAUUUCCUGACCAGCACCGCGUCUCACUUUCCAUAGAAGAAUGCCUCUGAUCUCUUAUUGGAUGAUACAGGAAGGUAUCACAAGAAAAUGCAAAUGGGCUGAAAGUGAUAAUAUGUUGACUUUGGAAGGGGAAAAAUAUUUUCCAUGUAAUGAAAUAUCAUGAAGUGAGAGGCCUAUAUCUGUAUAAAUGAAAUCUUAGACCUACCUUUCCUAAAAUUUUCUUCAUCAUAACAAUUUUCUGUAAUAAUUUUCAAGGAAAUUAUUAGUGAUAAACCACAGAAUACUCUGCUUUAUAAAAGAAACAUGAGAAGAAUUAUAUAUUGGCAUUUAAUAAUUUCUUAAAACUCACAUUAAAUAUGCUUAGAUCAUUCUUAUUGUCACUGGAAGUCUAGAGACAGUUGUUUUAAGGCACCGUGAAUGCUUAUGUGUAUACAGGAGCAUUGAAUCAGUUCACAAACAAUUUAGCCAAUGUUAACAAGUCACUUUUGCCUCUAAACAUUUAUAGAUGUCAGCAUUCUCUGUAAUAAGAAGGGAGCAAACUGAGACCUACAGAGGUGCAGCUGAGAGAAGCAAGCAUGAUGAGGAGGUCUGCGGCCCUCUAGGCUAGGGCUCAGCAGUUUUGCUUUGUUUUGUUUCUGUAAAGUACUAUUCCACAAAUAAUCUCAACGUUGUCUCUUCUGUCAGCAGGCCGCAUUCUGUUAUGAUAAUAGGGGACAUAUGUAAUGAAAAUGAUGCCUGAAUUCCAAUUAAACUUUUAAUCCUGUA
Messenger RNA from Peromyscus californicus insignis, 11075 nucleotides. Its product is annotated as bile acid-CoA:amino acid N-acyltransferase-like. Gene Ontology annotation, molecular function: fatty acyl-CoA hydrolase activity. Gene Ontology annotation, cellular component: peroxisome. The record is from RefSeq and is a predicted model, not a curated record. The coding region runs from base 9012 to 10274 and encodes 420 amino acids. NCBI's taxonomy places the organism in Eukaryota, Metazoa, Chordata, Mammalia, Rodentia, Cricetidae. The transcript has 3 exons. Gene Ontology annotation, biological process: fatty acid metabolic process; acyl-CoA metabolic process.